Molecule: messenger RNA, 1077 nt
Organism: Thamnophis sirtalis
Lineage: Eukaryota; Metazoa; Chordata; Lepidosauria; Squamata; Natricidae
Source: RefSeq, a predicted model, not a curated record
UCCCCGCCCGGACCUCGAGGCGAAUUGGCUCCCCGGUGCCACCGCCACCGCCGCCGCCGCUCCUGAGCGCAUGCCUUCUUCGGCCCCAGCGAAGCCCCUCGCCGCCGGGCCGGACGGAGGGGGACGCUGCUGGCCAGGCUGCGCUUUGCUGCAACCACGUGUCCUUCGCAGCCUGCCUGUCACACCACAACAAGGAAGCCUGCGGGGGAAUCUUCUUCUCCCUUUGGAUCGCCCUGGGGGAAGCCGCCACUUUCCCGGGCCAGGCUGUUUGCAGCAAUGGAAGAAAAUAGCUUGGGCACCUUGCAACAGAGGGCAGCUGAGCUGGAGUGCAUGGCUGAGGUUCUUCUGACAGGGGAACAGCUACGGCUCAGGCUACAUGAAGAAAAAAUUAUUAAGGACCGAAGACACCACCUGAAGACUUACCCGAACUGUUUCGUUGCCAAAGAAUUGAUUGACUGGCUGAUUGAUCACAAAGAGGCCUCUGACAGGGAGACAGCAAUUAAACUGGUGCAGAAGCUGCUGGAUCGUAGCAUUAUUCAUCACGUGUGUGAUGAGCAUAAGGAAUUCAAGGAUCUCAAACUUUUCUACCGCUUUAGGAAAGACGAUGGGACUUUCCCACUUGACAAUGAAGUGAAGGCUUUCAUGAGAGGACAGAGAAUAUAUGAAAAGCUUAUGAAUACUGAAAAUGUUAUUUUACAAGCCAGAGAAGAAGAAGGAGCAAAAUAUGAGCGUACUUUCAUGGCCUCGCAGCUAAUUGACUGGUUGAUCCAGGAAGGAGAAGCUGCCACAAGAGCUGAGGCUGAACAACUCGGUCGCAGACUUCUGGAGCACGGAAUUAUCCAACACGUAUCCAACAAACACCAUUUUGUGGAUAGCAACCUGCUCUAUCAGUUCCGGAUGAAUUUCCGCCGCAGAAGGAGAUUGAUGGAACUGCUCACCGAGAAGUCCCGUUUGGUGCCAGAGAGCCACGACAGUCCUUUUUGCCUGCGGAAGCAAAAUCACGACCACAAAAAACACGCCAGUUUCCUUUCAGGUAUAUGUUGGAUUAGGGCUGGAGGGUAAACGGACAUUCAGGAA